GAAAGAGAAAGAGGCGAUAGGGUUUUAGGAGUUAGGACAAAGUAAGCGAGGGAAAGCUCGGGCAAAAGGUAAGGGGUGUCCUCUGUACUAAAAAAAACAAAAAAAUUAAUGGCGCUUCAGCUCCUUCCCAAACCUCCUCCUUAUCUUUAUCUUCGCUUCAUGGCGUCUCGCUUCGUCUCCUACUCUUCACUCCACUCUCACUUCCAUUCUUCUUCUUUGCUCUCUCGUCCUUUGUUCUUUGUUAAACCACCCAGGGCGGGUUUUCGAUUGAGGAAGAGUUCAUGCUGUUUUCCGCUUCUAAAUGCGGUUACUCCGAGGGCAUUCAUGUCGUCAGGGGCAGCAACUGAAGCUCCAAAAUCAAGUGCCAGCUCGAAAUCAUAUGGGUCUGAUCAAAUUCAGGUGCUGGAAGGAUUGGAUCCUGUUAGGAAAAGGCCAGGAAUGUACAUUGGAAGUACGGGACCUCGUGGUUUGCAUCAUUUGGUUUAUGAAAUAUUGGAUAAUGCUGUUGAUGAGGCUCAGGCAGGAUUUGCUACAAAUAUUGAGGUUGUGUUACACGAAGACAAUUCUGUGAGCAUCACUGAUAACGGUCGUGGGAUCCCUAUUGAGAUGCAUCCAGUGACCAAGAAAUCCUCAUUGGAGACUGUAUUAACGGUUCUGCAUGCUGGUGGCAAGUUUGGUGGUUCUAGUAGUGGAUAUAGUGUGUCUGGUGGACUACAUGGUGUGGGUUUGUCAGUUGUUAAUGCCUUAUCCGAGGCAUUGGACGUUACAAUUUGGCGUGAUGGAAUGGAAUACCGUCAAAGAUACUCGCGCGGGAAACCUGUGACCACUCUUAUAUCUCAAGUGCUUCCAGUUGAAUUGAAAGAUCAGCAAGGAACACGCAUUAAAUUUUGGCCUGAUAAAGAAGUAUUUACGACUGCAAUUGAGUUUGACUACAACACAAUUGCUGGAAGAAUAAGAGAACUAGCUUUUUUAAACCCUAUGCUUACCAUCAAUCUCAGAAAAGAAAAUUGUGAUCCAGAUAGAGUUCAGUCUAAUGAAUACUUCUAUGCUGGGGGAUUGGUUGAAUAUGUGAAAUGGCUUAAUACUGAUAAGAAACCACUUCAUGACAUUGUGGGUUUCAGAAAAGAAGUUGAUGGAAUCUCAAUAGAUGCUGCUCUUCAAUGGUGUUCAGACGCUUAUUCAGAUACGAUGCUGGGAUAUGCUAAUAGUAUACGCACGGUUGAUGGUGGCACACAUAUAGAUGGCAUGAAGGCUUCAUUAACAAGAACUCUCAACAGCCUAGGCAAGAAAUCAAAGAUCAUUAAGGAAAAAGAUAUUACUUUGAGUGGUGAGCAUGUAAGAGAAGGAUUAACAUGCAUUAUCUCAGUCAAGGUUCCAAACCCAGAAUUUGAAGGCCAAACCAAGACAAGGUUGGGAAAUCCAGAAGUGAGGAGGGUGGUUGAUCAAUCUGUUCAGGAGUAUCUUACUGAAUUCUUGGAGUUGCAUCCCGAUGUGCUUGAUUCAAUUCUUUCCAAGUCUCUAAAUGCUCUCAAGGCUGCUUUGGCAGCAAAGAGAGCAAGAGAACUAGUGAGACAAAAAAGUGUGUUACGAUCAUCAUCUCUUCCAGGAAAAUUAGCUGAUUGUUCAUCAACAAAUCCUGAAGAAGCUGAAAUUUUUAUAGUUGAAGGAGACUCAGCUGGUGGAAGUGCAAAACAAGGUCGUGAUAGGCGCUUUCAGGCUAUUCUUCCUCUCAGGGGUAAAAUAUUGAAUAUUGAAAGAAAAGAUGAAGCGGCAAUGUACAAAAAUGAAGAGAUUCAAAAUCUAAUUCUUGGUCUUGGACUUGGAGUGAAGGGAGAGGAUUUUAAAAAGGAGGCUUUACGGUAUCAUAAGAUUAUCAUCUUAACAGAUGCUGAUGUUGAUGGUGCUCACAUUCGGACUCUGCUAUUGACAUUUUUCUUCAGAUAUCAGAAAGCCUUGUUUGACGAACGUUGUAUAUAUGUUGGUGUACCGCCCCUAUUCAAGGUUGAAAGGGGCAAACAAGUGUACUAUUGCUAUGAUGAUGCUGAGCUUAAAAAGCUUCAGCGCUCCUUCCCAUCAAAUGCAUCAUACAAUAUUCAGAGGUUCAAAGGACUGGGUGAAAUGAUGCCUCUUCAACUAUGGGAGACAACUAUGGAUCCAGAGCGUAGGAUGCUUAAGCAGUUGAUGAUUGAGGAUGCUGCAGAAGCAAAUAUGGUUUUCUCUUCCCUCAUGGGUGCUAGGGUUGAUUACCGGAAGGAACUUAUACAGAAUUCUGCAAACAUGAUCGGCGCUCAUCAGUUAGAUAUUUAAGGAGGCUAAUAAAAGUUGAUGGUCAACUUCCAAUGUUGUACAUUUAAUUGUUACAAUAAAUUGGACAGAUAAACUUGUCUGCGGUGGGUGUCAAGAAGAGGGUACCUUUUAAAUUAUUAUGGAUGGUGACAUUAAGAAAGAAUCAAUACAAGACCUCUAAUGUACUGGAGAACUUUUGGUGUUGGUGAUGCUUUCCAUGAAGUUGGGUUGGAUCUCGGAGGUUUUGAGUAUACAAGUGACCUUGUUCAUAUGUACGUACGUAUAAAUUAAUCUUUUUAGUCUUGGAAGGUCUUACGGUUUUGUUACAGAAUCAUAUUAUUUGGCAUUAAUUUAGAUUAGAAAAAAUGAAAAAUGAAAAAAGAAAAAGAAAAGUUCAUUUCAA
This is a messenger RNA of Humulus lupulus (European hop), 2689 nucleotides long. Its product is annotated as DNA gyrase subunit B, chloroplastic/mitochondrial-like. The transcript has 21 exons. Lineage: Eukaryota; Viridiplantae; Streptophyta; Magnoliopsida; Rosales; Cannabaceae. Gene Ontology annotation, molecular function: DNA binding; ATP binding; DNA topoisomerase type II (double strand cut, ATP-hydrolyzing) activity. The coding region runs from base 109 to 2307 and encodes 732 amino acids. The record is from RefSeq and is a predicted model, not a curated record. Gene Ontology annotation, biological process: DNA topological change. Gene Ontology annotation, cellular component: chromosome.